CCAUCACCGACUAAAUCUCCCGUCAACAAAGAAAACUCUCAUCAACACCUUCAUUAAUUAUCACAUUCCAAGAUGUCUGACGACGAAGAGAACUACGAUGGCGGUUUCUCCCCAGCCUACGAUGAAGCCGAAGAGCCCGAGUAUGAUCCUGAGGGAAUGGAAGAUAUGAACAACGUUUCUACAGGUGAAGUCGACGAUGUCGCCGUAUCGACUCAGAAUCCCGAUCAACUCCUCACUACCGGCGAGCGCGGUGUCGUCACAUCGGGAGAUGUGCAUGCUGCCAAUCGGGCCAAAAGCAACAUUGCGCCCAAGGACAAGAAAAUUCCAAAGGAGCAAAGAACUACCACACCCUACAUGACCAAAUACGAGCGUGCGCGUAUCCUAGGCACUAGAGCCUUGCAAAUUAGUAUGAAUGCGCCGAUUUUGGUUGAUCAGGAGGGUGAGACGGAUCCAUUGCAAAUUGCGAUUAAGGAGUUGAGGGAUAAGAAGAUUCCGCUGAUCGUUAGACGUUAUAUGCCCGAUGGAUGGUACGAAGAUUGGACUUGCGAGGAAUUGCUGCAGUGAGGGAUGAUGGUGGCCAUCCACUUGCAUUUGCGGUAAUACUUGCGGGAAGACGCAUGGAAUGGGCGAUUGGCGUAUGAAAGGCGUUUGCUUACAUGUAAUUGGAGAUGGUCUACUUUGAGAAACACAUGGAUAAAAUCGGCCUUGAUGAUGGUGAACAUGCUUCGACGCGUCGCCUAAGGUUACAAUAUCAUUUAAAACGCUUGCGCAGCUUCCAGUCACAGAAUGAGCUCCGGUUUGACUCGAGUAUUCGAAAACUAUGCAUUGCUUUGAUCGGCCGGUGAGUGCAUUUGGCUUUCUAGAUUCAUAUAUGGGCCUCAUUCCUGAACAAUCAAUUUUACGAAUUUGGGUUCGGAGCAGCUUUCAUCCAGAACAGUCGAUUACGUUGAAGGCACGAUCUUCUACCUACCCAGAACAAGAAUAUUCGUGCAAAGUCGACAUCUCAAAUCGAAUUCUUUGGAGCAGUGAAAGUGCUUGGGGUCCUAUCUGUCCAUCUUGCAGUCUUCGCGCAGACAAGAUAUAUGCUACUUUCCUGCGCCUCACAAAUUUAGAUAUACAAGUUUAGGCAAUUUGUUACAUAAGAAGAAUCGCUAAAUAUAGUUUUUAAAGCUUAUGACUAUUUACAUGAUC
Botrytis byssoidea is the source of this 1191-nucleotide messenger RNA. RefSeq lists its product as uncharacterized. Gene Ontology annotation, biological process: DNA-templated transcription. NCBI's taxonomy places the organism in Eukaryota, Fungi, Ascomycota, Leotiomycetes, Helotiales, Sclerotiniaceae. The record is from RefSeq and is a predicted model, not a curated record. Gene Ontology annotation, cellular component: RNA polymerase II, core complex; RNA polymerase III complex; RNA polymerase I complex. The transcript has 3 exons. Bases 73 to 564 code for a protein of 163 amino acids. Gene Ontology annotation, molecular function: DNA binding; DNA-directed RNA polymerase activity.